Messenger RNA from Lactuca virosa, 720 nucleotides. Lineage: Eukaryota; Viridiplantae; Streptophyta; Magnoliopsida; Asterales; Asteraceae. The record is from the annotation of a GenBank genome assembly.
CACAAAUUCCCAAUCUUUCACCUUCAAAAAGCAAAGCACACCAAUUCUGGUUGUUGUUUUCAACUACAAUAUAUCGCUCCUAGGGUCAAGUUUUUAUUUGCAAUCGAUAAAUUGAAUUAGAAGAAGAUCUUGUCAGCAGCAAUCCAAUGGAGGCAGCUGACUACAUAAGAAGACAUCACAGGCAUACUACCGACCAUAAACAGUGCGCUUCAGCCGUAGUCAAACACAUCAAAGCUCCCGUCGAUAUCGUUUGGUCAUUAGUACGGAGGUUUGACGAACCUGAAAAGUACAAGCCUUUCGUGAGCAGGUGCAGGAUGUGUGCAGCAGGGGCAGGGGAUGGGGAUGCUGUGAGUAUAGGAAGUGUUAGAGAGGUGAAGGUGAAAUCAGGUCUUCCGGCGACUACCAGCACAGAAAGGUUGGAACUUCUGGAUGACAAAGAACACAUCCUCGGAAUCAAAAUUGUUGGUGGAGACCAUAGGCUAAAGAACUAUUCUUCAAUCCUAACUGUCCAUCCAGAGCCGGAGGUACUGGAAGGAAGAUCAUCUGCAGGGAGUGGGACACUUGUGAUAGAGUCAUUCGUGGUGGACAUACCCGAUGGCAACACCAAGGACGAAACAUGCUACUUUGUCCAAGCCCUAAUCAACUGCAACCUUAAAUCGCUUUCUGAUGUCUCACAAAGGAUGGCCAUGCAAUCACCUCAACUCACUUAAUCUUCUUUAC